Durio zibethinus is the source of this 1974-nucleotide messenger RNA. The record is from RefSeq and is a predicted model, not a curated record. Lineage: Eukaryota; Viridiplantae; Streptophyta; Magnoliopsida; Malvales; Malvaceae.
UUGAACGGCGUCGUUUUAAGCUAAGUAAGGCUGAAGCAAGCACAGAGAACCUUAAGUCCUACUCUCCCAAAUAUAGCAAUUAAAAGCACUCGCCUUACAAUACGGCCCGGUUUUCCAUGUACACCAAAUGUAGCGAGUACCCUCUUUUCAUUAUCAAUCGCGAGUAGGUGGUUUUCUGAUAAGCACUAUAUUUUCUAAAAUUAUUUUCAAUGUUUUAAGAUCGAACAUCUUUUUCAAGCAAAAAUCCUCCUCUUCCUUUUUCCCUCUCUUCUCCCGUCUUUGGAGGGAAAGGAAAACUCCUAAAAAGAAAACCCCCAAAAACAAAGCUCUCUCCUACUCUUAACAAAUUUUAGGGUUUUAGUUUACUCAAAUUUGCUUCUAUUUUUCUCUUCAAUUCUUUUAUUUGAACUUGCUUGUUCUUCACUUCUUGAUCUUGCCUGGUUCGACUCUGUUCUCAAAAUUUCUGGAAGAAAUGCUUCUGGAGAACAUGCCAGUCCCAAAGCUUCAAGACCACGGAAGAAAAAUCUGAAAAGUUACAAGGUCCAGAGAAGAAAGUAUCGGAGCUAAUUACAUCUUCUGUUAGGAAGCAGAAACUUGCCGGAACAUUCCCAAAGAAAAAUGAAUAGCCUGUUGGGCCUACAAAUUUAAAUGCUAGAUGUGGCUUGCUGCGAGAUGAAACUUCUGAUGCUUGUUUGGGAUUUGAUUCAGCUAAUGGUUCUCAUGUAGAUCAUAAGGGCAGGGAUCACCAUCUGACAGGUACUAUAUUUUCUCCACGCUUUCACAUUCAUAAGAUUUGUGGAGGUGAGAUUGAAGGUGGAGGUACGUUAUAUUUAGCAUUAUACCUGUAAUGUGCUUUUGCUUUCUCUUAAGUGAUCUUAAUGCAUAUAUCCUAUUUAGUUGACUUUAUCAAAUUCUUUUUGAGGGAACACUCAAAAAUCCAUCAAGACAGGGGAAUAGAGGAGUCACAGAUUGAUAUGCUGGAUGCUCAUGUUACUGGAGAAGCUCUUAGGUCUACUUCUGGAGAGGAGAUGCUUGGUGUAGACACAAAUGCUGUGAUUUGUAAUGCAGAUUCAGGAGCUGUCUUUUCAUCUGAAGUUUCACCCAUAUACCUUGCCAUGAAAAACUCAAAAUUAGAAUGUGCUGAUGAGCAUAGCAAAGAAUCUAUGUCAGCUGAUGUCUGUGUGGAGGAUAAAUACUAUGAGGAAUUUGAUGACUUUGAUCCUUAUUUAUUUAUAAAGAACUUACCAGAGUUGUCAUCUGUUGUCCCUACUUUUCGGCCUAUGCUUCUGCCUAAGCAGACCCGGAGUUGCCCGCCUACCACUCUUGUCUUGGACUUGGAUGAAACUUUGGUGCAUUCCUUGCUAGAACCUUGCAAAGAUGCAGAUUUCACAUUCCCUGUAAAAUUUAAUCUCCAGGAAUACACUGUUUAUGUUAGAUGCCGUCCUCACCUAAGAGAUUUCAUGGACAGAGUUUCCAGUCUUUUUGAGAUUAUUAUAUUUACAGCUAGUCAAAGUAUUUAUGCAGAGCAACUUCUAAAUGUGCUUGAUCCAAAGAGGAGAGUUUUUCGCCAUCGUGUUUUCCGAGAAUCAUGUAUUUUUGUGGAUGGCAAUUACCUUAAAGAUUUGUCAGUCCUUGGCCGUGAUCUGGCAUGUGUUAUCAUUAUUGAUAACUCUCCGCAGGUAAUUUCAGAGUUCCUUUCUUACAUGGACUUUGUUCUAGUGCUUCUGCUACGCACUGGAAAAAAUAAAGGACUGAAACAAGGGUGGAAACCUUACUUUCAAAUACACCAAUGCACACUCAGCAUGAAUGUCAUAGAAUUAGCAUUAAGAAAAUGAUGUUUACAGUGGUUCUCCUCUCCAGGCUUAACACACAAGACAGACGCAGACACAUGAAUAUAUCUUCUUGUUGGUUACUUUAAUUGUGUGGUUGAUUAUACUUUGGCAUAAAAUUUGAUGAAAUCCAUUGUUGUAAUGA